UAAGACCUGUUAUGCUUUAGGCAUUAUGCUACUUGCCUCAACAUAUCAGUCUUUGGACAGGGUGGUUACGGAGCAUCCAUUGUAUAAGAUUGGGAACCACAUGUGGAUUGUUUAGUUGUGGCUCUUAACUUAUUUUUCAUCUCUAAGGAAUAAGCAAAUGUUAGACCCUCACUUAUCCUUAGGCAUAUUUCUUGUGACCUGCAAGGUGAAAUGUAAUCUGAUUGCCAUAAUGAAAUGCUUCCUAUCUACCGAUAACUGGGGGCAAUCAGAGCUUGACAUUUGGUCUUAUGGCAGAGAAAUACCUUGGUGGAUCAAGGAAAGGAUUGUGGAUAUGUUUGAUCUCAUGGUAUUCAGGACCAUGCUAUUUUAUGUCUUUACCACAACGAGGCUUUUUGUGAUUGGUGGUUCUUUAAGUCUUGCCACUGGCAUCUCUUCAGCUUAACCAUCAUUUUUUGUGAGAUACUUACCUUCCCUUUAGUGUAGGCAAUUCGAUCUCCACCAAACCAUACAUACCUUAGACUUUUCUACUGAAGUCCUUAUUUUCUCUAAUGAUGUUACUAUGCCGCGCAUAGAUGGUUUCCUUAAAAAAUAUAAAAAUUAUCAUGCUUCAUUUGUGAAAUUAAUGAUGAUGCCAGAAUUGCUUUUGACACCUGGUGGCCUUAGAGAUUUGCACAACUUGUUCCAAUUACUACAGGUGAUAUAGCUCAAGGUUUGCCCUUAAUUCUAUUUCGUCCUCAAGGAAGAUCAUUAAAAGGGAAACAAAAGCAGAAAGUUAUAAGCCCACUCUCUAUACCAUCCCAAAAGAAAAAACAAAAAGUCAACGAGCCUACCUCUUUUGGUAUUACCGGCAAAUUUCAAAAGCUAAAGCCUAUGUUCCUCUAGCUUUUACUUGAAGGUUGCAAAGAAAUAUUCUAAAGAGUGCCUUUAAUAACUUCGAGAAGGAUCCACUUGAAGUUUCAGGAGAUGAAAAUAUGGAAGACUCUGAAAAGAACAAAAGUCAUGAUUCUAGCGACUCUGAUGAUGAUCUUGUGGAUGGCGAGGAUGUUGAGACGGAUAUGGAUGAAAAUCCUACUCAUAUAGAGCAUCUAGGGGAUUACUCCCUCCCAAGCCACUUAUCUAUUUCUCCUCCUAUAGAGUGUGAUGAUAUAGAGCCUCACAUAACUAAAUCUCCGACUAUUAUUCUACCUAAGACUCCAGCUUCUCUUCCCAUGCCUCAGACACUGAAGGAAGAAGUUAAAAUUCAGGAACAACAAGCUCAAAGACAUGUUUCAAGAAAGUGAGAAGCUAAAAUCAUCUUAUGAAGAAGCUACUAAAGUAGUCCAAGACAAAGGUACCAUGUUACAAGCUAAUUAUCCUUUAUUUCAUGAGUGCAAUAAAAAAUUAGAGUAAGCAAAUCAUUUGAGGGAACAACAUCACUUCAAAUGGAAGGAGAUUGGCACCACCCUAUCUAAACAUUUAGACCUUUAGACUUUGGUCAGUAUGGCCUUACUUAUGUUUUUGAAUGAUGUCUUAGAUUCUAUUAUACCUUUACUUAAUUCAGACUAUUUUGGCAUUUAUGAUGUGACUUAGUGUAUUUGUGCUUUGGCCAUUCAUUCUCCUUUUAUGAUUAAGGCCAUGUAUUAUUGUGAAAUGUCUAUU
This is a messenger RNA of Ricinus communis (castor bean), 1638 nucleotides long. RefSeq lists its product as uncharacterized. NCBI's taxonomy places the organism in Eukaryota, Viridiplantae, Streptophyta, Magnoliopsida, Malpighiales, Euphorbiaceae. Bases 972 to 1280 code for a protein of 102 amino acids. The record is from RefSeq and is a predicted model, not a curated record. The transcript has 3 exons.